Molecule: messenger RNA, 897 nt
Organism: Panicum virgatum (switchgrass)
Lineage: Eukaryota; Viridiplantae; Streptophyta; Magnoliopsida; Poales; Poaceae
Product: non-specific lipid transfer protein GPI-anchored 5-like
Exons: 3
Coding region: 164-709 (181 amino acids)
Biological process (GO): lipid transport
Molecular function (GO): lipid binding
Source: RefSeq, a predicted model, not a curated record
GUCCUAUAAAAAUCUCAUCAGCACAAAUCCAGAGAACACAAGCCCAUAGAUAUCAGCAACCAAGCAAUCAGCAGUUCUCACCACCAAAUCCACGAGCUCGAGAGGCAUCUGUCUCCUCUGCUCUCGCGUUAGCGAAGCCAGCACCCAGCAGCAGAGAAGCAUAAUGGCGGCGGCAAGAGCCGGAGCGUUGGCCGUGGCGUGCCUCGUGGCCGCCAUGGCGGCGGCGGCGCUGCUGCUGGCCUCGCCGGCGUCGGCGCAGUCCGGGUGCACGACCACGCUGAUCAGCCUGUACCCGUGCCUGAACUACAUCAGCGGCAACGUGUCGACGCCGCCGUCGUCGUGCUGCUCGCAGCUCGCCAGCGUCGUGCAGUCCAACCCGCAGUGCCUCUGCGCCGCGCUCAGCGGCGACUCCUCGUCCCUCGGCGGCGUCACCAUCGACAAGACGCGCGCGCUCGCGCUCCCACAGGCCUGCAACGUCAAGACCCCGCCGGCGAGCAAGUGCAACCCUGCCAGCGGUGGCAACGCUCCGGGCGCGGCGACCACGCCGUCGACCGGCGUGCCAGCGACCGCAGGGACCAGCGGCGGCGGAUCGAAGGCGACGCCGACGGCGCCGAACCUGACAUCCGGCGGCGCGUCGAUCCGGGGGGCGGUGAGCCUGGCGCUCGCAUUCGCGGCUGUCGCCGUCUACGCGGCCGCCUCGGCCGUGUGAGCAUCAUCUCGGCUCAGCUGGAGCAUGUUUCCCUCGGCGUUUGGAGAUUCACAGCCGUUCAUGAUGUGUUUGUGUUAUUGUUGUACCGUGAAUUGGCUGAUCAUGGCAUUGAGUUUUGGGCAUCACAUUUGUAAUAUUGGUUAUAUCUAGUUAUCGCAGUAAAGAAUAUUGUUCGUGGUUUUAUUUUG